Molecule: messenger RNA, 1927 nt
Organism: Rubroshorea leprosula
Lineage: Eukaryota; Viridiplantae; Streptophyta; Magnoliopsida; Malvales; Dipterocarpaceae
Source: the annotation of a GenBank genome assembly
AUCGAUUCACACUAACUCCCAAACUAUUAAACACGCCAAGACUGACACUUUCCAAGUCUUCCAUCCAUUAAACCCAACUCUCCUCUCUCUCAUCCUCUCCAAAAUCUAGGGUUUCUUGAAUUUUUUUUUUUUUCUCCGAACGAAUCUACUGGAUUGACCCGCCAAGAUCGUUCCUGCCGCCGUCGGCUCGUCCUCGACGACCAAGUCUCUUGUAUGGAGGGGAUGGAAGAGACCAACAAGUCUGAAGACCAUUUGACCUCGGCUGCAGCUUUUGUGGAAGGUGGAAUUCAGGAAGCCUGUGAUGAUGCUUGCAGCAUAUGUCUUGAAGUGUUUUGUGAAAGUGAUCCUUCAACGGUCACGGGCUGCAAGCACGAGUUCCAUCUUCAAUGCAUUCUUGAAUGGUGCCAAAGGAGCUCUCAAUGCCCAAUGUGCUGCCAACCUAUCAGCCUGAAAGACCCAACCAGCCAGGAGUUGCUUCAGGCUGUUGAAAGGGAGAGGAGUAUCAGGUUUAAUCCAUCAAGAAAUUCAACCAUAUUUCGUCACCCAACUCUGGGGGAUUUUGAAUUACAACAUUUGCCACUGGGUGCAAAUGAUCAUGAACUUGAGGAGCGGAUAAUUCAACACUUAGCUGCUGCUGCCGCAAUGGGGCGUGCCCGUCAUAUUGCCAGAAGGGAAAGCCAGAGGACUAGGUCAUCAGGCCAAGGACGUCCACAGUUCUUAGUAUUUUCAACUCAUUCAAAUGCACCUUCUACUGGUCCAGGACCUUCAUCUCCAACUAGAGGGGAAGGUGCACCAGCCCCUGCAAUCAUAAUUGGUACUCCACCUUCCCCUCCAACAACUGUUGGAGAAGAAUCUUCUGAGCUGAUGACACAGAUGCCUUCUGUCCAAGCUAAUCGGAUAUCUGCUUCAGCAUCUGGCUCAAGUACUCCUUCAGCCAACCAACAUGGACAUUCCUUGAACAAUAUGAGGUCUCCAAAUCGGUCAUCUCCAAGUAGUCAAGAUAGAGCUGGACCAUCAGAUUUCCAGUCAUUUUCAGAAUCCCUGAAAUCUAGAUUUAAUGCUGUUUCAACGAGAUACAAAGAGUCAAUUUCAAGGAGUACAAGGGGAUGGAAGGAAAGAUUUUUUUCUCGCAAUACUUCAAUGUCAGAUCUUGGUUCUGAGGUAAGAAGAGAGGUUAAUCACGGAAUUGCAACAAUGUCACGCAUGAUGGAGCGUCUAGAGACCAGAGAUAACACACCUACCGCUGCUUCUGUAGAGACCAGAGAUAACACACCUACCGCUGCUUCUGUAGAGACCAGAGAUAACACACCUACUGCUGCUUCUGUAGAGACCAGAGAUAACACACCCGCCACUGCUUCUGUAUCAAACAGUUCAGAAGGUUGUUCUGUUUCAGAUUCAAAUAACCAGAGAAUGUCAGAUGGUAGUGGAGACAAUCCUGUCUGUGGCACCAAUAUCCAAGCUUCAUGUGCUGCAAGUUCUGGUUCAAAUUAAUAUUUAUUUCAGCAACUUCAUCAACAUAAAGCAUUUUAUCUUCAAAAAUCUUGUUAUCUUGUUGAAGGAUAUGUUUUGCUGCCCUCCUCAUGCACUGGGUAUCUUUUAACAUUGCAAAUAGCAGACCAUGGUUGAGAUUGAUUUGGAAUAAAGAAGCUAGAACUAGGAGGCUUCUCCACUUGGACAUAGGAACCAGUAGAUGAUUGUAAAUCAGUUUAUAUAUGAGCCCUGUGUCAUAGGUGCUCGGAUAUUGAAGAUCUUGAAGUCUACAUGCACACUUUUGAACGAAUUCUUCUUUAUAAACUCUUUCAUGAGGAUAAUACACUUAAUUUUUAUCCUGUCGUGAUAACUGGAUAGUUGGAUGAAGUAUGUCUGCUUAGCCUUGCAUCUUUUCGACUUUUGUUUAUGACUACCAGAAUAAGGUGUGCUGAUUCGA